AUGUCAGACAAGAACUUCACCACACCAUCGGUUCCAAAGUUCGACGGAGAUUACGAUCACUGGAGUUUGCUCAUGGAGAACCUUCUGCGCUCCAAGGAGUACUGGUGUGUCAUUGAUCCAGGAUACGAGGAUCUGAGAAGCGUUGCUGCCCCUGAUCAAGCACAACAAAAAGCCCUUGAAGAAGCAAAGCUCAAAGACCUCAAAGCCAAGAACUACUUGUUUCAAUCAAUUGACAAGACCAUUCUGAAAACCAUCACUCAGAAGGAGACGUCUAAGCAACUUUGGGAUUCGAUGAAAGUGAAGCAUCAGGGAGGUGCUCGAGUGAAGCGAGCACAACUUCAAAGACUCAGGAAGAGCUUUGAAAUACUGGAGAUGAAGAUUGGAGAAACGGUAGCCUGUUACUUUGGAAGAGUCAUGGAGACGACCAAUGACAUGAAGAAUUGUGGAGAAAAUAUUGAUGAUGUCAAGAUUGUUGAGAAGAUCCUUCGCAGUCUCACCGAAAAUUUCAACUUCGUGGUCUGUUCAAUCGAAGAAUCCAAAGAUAUUGACAGUCUCACGGUAGAUGAGUUGCAGGCGUCGUUGCAGAUACAUGAGAGCAAGGUGACUGAGAAGAAGAGUGAAGAACAAGUCUUGAAAGUGGAGAACAAGCCUCGAGGAGCUCGAGGAAGAGGAAAUUGGAGAGGAAGAAGCAGCUACAAAGGACGUGGGAGAGGCAGAUCUUAUGUGAAUAAAUCAGCCAUUGACUGCUUCAAUUGUGGGAAACUGGGGCACUACUCCUUUGAGUGCACCGAGAAGGCAAACUACGCUGAGUUUGAUGAAGAGGAGGAGCUACUGCUGAUGGCACAUGCAGACAUGAGUAAGACCGAAGGAAAAAAGGGUAUGGUUCCUUGA
Messenger RNA from Brassica oleracea var. oleracea, 891 nucleotides. RefSeq lists its product as uncharacterized. The coding region runs from base 1 to 891 and encodes 296 amino acids. Gene Ontology annotation, molecular function: nucleic acid binding; zinc ion binding. Lineage: Eukaryota; Viridiplantae; Streptophyta; Magnoliopsida; Brassicales; Brassicaceae. The record is from RefSeq and is a predicted model, not a curated record. The transcript has a single exon.